This is a messenger RNA of Rhizopus microsporus ATCC 52813, 642 nucleotides long. RefSeq lists its product as uncharacterized. Lineage: Eukaryota; Fungi; Mucoromycota; Mucoromycetes; Mucorales; Rhizopodaceae. Bases 26 to 397 code for a protein of 123 amino acids. The record is from RefSeq and is a predicted model, not a curated record. The transcript has 2 exons.
AAAAAAAAAAAAAAAGUGAAAAAAGAUGGAUAUGAAUCAGUUCAUGUCGUUGUUUAAAGGUCAAGAUAUCAAACUACCGGAACAAACAACGACAAAUGAUAAAGUAGAUCCUUCACUUGCCAACCUAGAUUUAUCCAACAUUAGUCAGAAUGUUAUUGAACAAGUCAGAAAGGAAUAUUUAUCAUCAAAAGAACCAGAGAAAACAUUUGAAGGCAUCACAAGUAUUACACCCGAAGUAUUAGUGCAUAUAGCCACUAUGGCAAAGGAAACGGAUCUAUUAAAGAUAAUAAGACAAUGUAAAGAAAGACAAGAUAAGAUAGAAAAAGAGCUGUUUGCUCAUAGAGAAUCCAUAAAACAACGAUAUGAACGACAAAAGCAAAGCAUGCUUGCAAAGUAAAUAGAUUCAAAAAUAGAAUGUGCAUCUAUGCUCAUAUCUUGCAAGAGAAUUAAUAGGAAUAAAGGAUCCAGAAGGAAUGAAAGAAAUUGAAAGAGAAUGCCGUCAAGAAUUACAUAGAAUGGAUUUACACAUCUUGAAGGAAAUGGAUAAGCAAGUAAAGUAUGUACAACAAGAGCUAAGUAAACUAAAGGUUCCAUCCUUUAAAAUAACCAAUGAUCCAAAAGAGAUCAAAUUACAACAAAAAG